AUGCUCAUAAUCGGCCUCACAGGCUCAAUCGCAACGGGCAAAUCAACCGUCUCCUCCCUCCUCUCCUCCCCGCCCUACUCUCUCCCCAUAAUCGACGCCGACCAACUCGCCCGCAAGGUCGUUGAACCAGGAACACCAGGCUACGCCGCAAUCGUCAACUACUUCGGACCUAGCACACCGGAUCUACUCCUCCCGGAAUCACCAAAUGCACCGCCGGGCACCCCGCGCGGAUUGAACAGGCCCGCGCUGGGACGCAGGGUCUUUGGGACCUCAGAGGAGCGCAAGCGUGACCGCAUGAUACUUAAUAAGAUUGUGCAUCCGGCUGUGAGGUGGGAGGUGUAUAGGAGUUUGUUAUACUACUACCUACAUGGGUUCUGGGCUGUUGUGCUGGAUGUGCCGCUGCUGUUUGAGUCGGGGAUGGACUUGAUCUGCGGGACGGUUGUUGUUGUGGGCGUGAGUGAUCCGGAGGUACAGAUGGCGCGGUUACGAGCGCGCGAUGCGCAUCUCACUGCGGAGGACGCGGAGAAUCGGGUCAGGAGUCAGGGUGAUGUUAGGGGGAAGGUGGAUAAGGCUGAAUUUCGGGGUAUGGAGAGUGCGAGGGGGGUCAUUGUUUGGAAUGAUGGGGACAGGGAGGCGCUGGAGAGAGAGGUGAAGAGGGCUGUUACGACGAUUCAGGGGAGGAGUCCGAGGUGGUGGGCUUGGUGGUUGCUACUUGCACCGCCCUUGGGGGUUGGUGUUGCGGCGUGGAAUCUGGCUGUGAAUUACGGGAUAAGAAGGAGAUGGGAGAGGAAAGAGGCCGGUGAGAAGGCCAAGCUGUAG
This is a messenger RNA of Aspergillus puulaauensis, 819 nucleotides long. Its product is annotated as putative dephospho-CoA kinase. The transcript has a single exon. NCBI's taxonomy places the organism in Eukaryota, Fungi, Ascomycota, Eurotiomycetes, Eurotiales, Aspergillaceae. Bases 1 to 819 code for a protein of 272 amino acids. The record is from RefSeq and is a predicted model, not a curated record. Gene Ontology annotation, biological process: coenzyme A biosynthetic process. Gene Ontology annotation, molecular function: dephospho-CoA kinase activity; ATP binding.